AUGAAUCUUCCAGACCUAAAGGAGCUCCGGAUCUUCGGGGUCUCAAAUUGUAACUCAAGCAUCUUAACAAGCAAGCAGUUUCCUUUGUAUCUGGACCUAGGAUACCACAUGGGAUUGAUGACCGGGGCCCAAAGGGAAUACAUCGACACUCUCUGCGACCACGCUUCUGUGCAGCGUAAAAAGGUGAGAGAUCUCCAGUGCACUCUGCGAAAAAAAUGUGAGGGUGCCGCAAACAUAUCACACUCGUAUACCUUGGAAAAGUGUUCGUCACUACGACUCAGCAAUCUGCAAAACACACAACCUAAUGUCCAAUCAACUCCUGUCAAGCCAUAUCUUUCUUUUAAGUAUAAUAAGAAUACAGAACUCCCCGUAAUAAUAGACUGUUUUGCUGACUCUGAUGAAGAUUUUUCAAGCCUUUUAGGAAAGAUAGCAGAAAGAAGGUCUCUCAGUCCGUCAGCCAUCAGAGAAGAAUGGUUCUUCAAACGAUCUGUCUCUCCAGAGCGGCAGGAUAAGCUCCCGAAACUCGGCUACACGAAGCUUCGAGAAAAGCUCUCUCCCCCCAAGUGCCAUAGCACAUCCAUACCAUCUUUACCUCCCCUAGAAUAG
Messenger RNA from Giardia duodenalis, 606 nucleotides. RefSeq lists its product as uncharacterized. NCBI's taxonomy places the organism in Eukaryota, Fornicata, Diplomonadida, Hexamitidae. The transcript has a single exon. Bases 1 to 606 code for a protein of 201 amino acids. The record is from RefSeq and is a predicted model, not a curated record.